AAGGGCUAUCCCAAACAGAGAAAACAAAGUGCGUCAAGAAUUUUUCUACGGCCGACAUUACAGUCGUAUUAUGGGAUAUUUUGAUAUUUUGUUGUGGAUGAUGAUUUAGAAGGACUAGAACAUCAAGAAAACAUUUGGAUCAUGACAUGACACCGGAAACGAAGUGGGAUCCCGAUAAUCUUUCGAGGACUCGGAAACCAGUUCAGCAAAACAUCUCGCAGUGUUUGUCCCUGUGCUUUGAAAGCUGGUGUGAAACGACAGAUGCCAGUUGACUCUGGAUGACAAUUAUAAUCAUCAAGUACUAGCUCAUGCAACGUGAGCGGUGCGAAUAACACGAAGAAGUGCUUUUCUCACCUGAAUGAAUAUUGCCUGAAAGUUGCCUCUACACAACCUAAACCUAAAUGAUGGAUUAAUUAACAUAAGAGGAUUCAUGCACGUUUACGUGAUACAUUUGAACAUAUAAACUGACAGUAGCAAACAAGCGUUGACCAUGCCUGGGAGGACCCUCCCGGUGAAUCCCAAACUUGCCGGCGUUCCCGAUGUGGAGAUCGGGGGCACUGGGGUGUUCAAGUACAUUCUGUGUAAGAUUUACGAAGGAGCAAAUACCACCGACUUUAAGUAUAUUGUGAGGGGGGCACCGAGUGCUGAAUUCCACGCGGACAUCUACGACGUGCUGGAUGCCCAGCUGGAGUCGGAGGGCAUCAUGUGCGAGUGUGUGGGAGGCGGUAAAAUCGAGCACGACCCAGACGCCAAAACUAUCAGGAUAUUUGGAAAAUCUCAGGGCUACGGCCGGGCCAACCACGAGGUGUCUAUGCAGAUCCUGAGGGUCAAGUUCCCCGCCUACCACAGCGUGAUGUGGACCAACGACUAGACUCUGCCCCACCCAGCUUACAUCUACGACAACGUGGGCAGUGGCUGGGCGUGUCCGUGGACAGCGUUUUGCUAGGUAGCUCAACUUGCUGUUUCGAAAACAAAGAUAUCACGUUGAACCUCCUUGAUGACACUUCCUGACUGACUUCCUUCAGUUUUUUAUAUACUUGCUGUUUCGAAAACAAAGAUGUCACGUAUAACCUCCUUGGUGACAGUUCCUGACUGACUUCCUACAAUUAUUUGAUGCAGAUCUAUCUGUAUAGGAUUCACAACACACUGUAUUCAGCGAGUUCGUGUCAUGAAUCGUUAAAACAAGUAGGUUACAUCCGAUAAACAAGGAGUCAUUAAACAAAGGCUGAUUUGUAUCUUUUGCGGCUGGUAAAUGUGUCGGACUGAUAGCUCGGUUUAUUGCCAACGUUCCGGGUAAAACGGGUUGCCAAAAUUUCCGAGGAAUAGUAAUUUAGGUCUUGGUCGAGUCUCCAAAUACCCAGUACCCAUGUGUGAGUAAGGUAUAGGUACCACCCGAGUACCCAAGUGUGAGUCGGGUGUGGUAUUUCCUGAGUACCUAAGUGGGAGUCAGGUAUAGGUACUACCCCAGAGUGACGAGUGACAGUGUCGGACUGUAUAAAUUAUCGCGCUUUAUGGAACGAGCCUUUGAUUCAUGUGGUAAAAUGGAACCUGUAGACUUGCAGACUGACGCUGUUGGCACAGUAGGAAGCGUGUUAGCAGACACGGGUUCGAUCUUUCCUUUACAAUACACGCGUGAGUGAUAUUUAUUCCUGCUAGAAGGGCAUGUGUAUGCAUAAGCCUGCAUUGUACAAGAAAAAAAUCAAAGGGUUCUUACAAUUACAAUCUCAUUAAAAUCAGAUCUGUUACUUCAAUACGAUACCUCUCUGCCUGAAGAUCUGAGGACACCUCUAUAGAAGGUCACGUCAGGGGAACUGUCUAAUCAGCCAAUCGGCGCCAAGGCUUCAGCAUUCUUGGUAAGAGUGAGCGAAACAUUCAGAACAACAUGUGCGAUUUCUAGAUCUCGAAAACGAAUAUAACCGGGGACUUCCGACUGCCAUUCUUAAAGCCGCGCUAUUUUGUUUUGGAUAUUUAAUAUAGCUGUCGUUUUUUAGCAACGUGGCAUUCAAGCAUAAAAGGGAUUACGAUCGAGGGAAUAUUUGUGUUCUGUUUAGUUUUUCAUUUGUAAGAAUAUACAUUUCCAAUAUAAGGUGGUAAAUAAGUUUUGAUAGUUGACAUCUGAUUGGCUCAAGAACCCGCGCAUCUUUCAUUCAGAUUGGGCAGUCAAAGUUCGCUAAUGCAGGUUCACCUGACCCGAACUUCUCUGCUGAUCUUGACACAGAGCGGUAUCGUAUCGGAGUAAAAGAUCUGAUUUUAAUUGUAAUAGUUUAAUUGUAGUUCAUCGGAUUCCUUUACCAGGAUGAUUCGAAUCACGAAGUGUUUGUAGUCCUUUAUAUUUCUACUUCAUUUCAACAACUUAUUAGAUGCUAUUAUUUCUACAGUUGGUUCCUUUCCCAUGUGGGGGCACCGGUUGCCCAGUCGUCUAGGGCGCCGCGAUUCGCUGUGCAGAGUUGCGUCCCUUGGGCACGCCAGAAACCUAUGAUUGUGGGUUCGAAUCCCGGUUCGCCCCGAUUAUGUUUCUAGGUUUGUCAGCACCAUACCGGUACUCGUGGGUUUCACCGAAGUGUUAAACGUCUAAGACCUGCAUCACUUCAGGCUUUUCUCCAACAUUAAACUGACACGCCGUGAAUUAACUGGAAUACUGUUAAAAGCGGCGUUAAACCCAACUCACUCACUCACUCACUCACUCCUUUCCCAUGUCCACCUGAAGAAAGAUAGGUUCAAGCCCCACGUGGUUUGUAAUCUGCUUCAAUAAUCACGGGGAGGUUUUAGUAGCAGGGACAAAUAAUCUAUUUAAUGAGGCCUCGUAGAGAGGAAAGGAAAUCCUGUUCUAGAUCUAUGCAUAUCCAGUUUUGGAGUGUUGUUUAUCUUCUUCUUUUUCCAUUUUCAUGUUGAGUGUUUUCCUUUCAUUUUCGCAGCUUCUGUCGCGUUGUUUAAAUAAUUGUUGAGUGGUGUGCAGUUCAUUAAUCAGCUGAUUCACUGUAAAACGACCUGUCCUCGUAAUUUGUAAAACGUCAAUACCAGUUUAUAUUCAGGGAACGCUGUUGUCUGCCAAUAUCCGUACACGUUUAUACAGGAGCUGAUAAUGCUAAAUGAAGCCACUCUAGAUUUGCUCCGAUGAUCAGGGUAAUAAUAUGUGGUACGCUUUUAACACGUUUGCAUGUAUGGCGUCUGGUCAAUGGUUUUUAGUUAUUUAUUUGGUAGUAGUAGUAGUAGUAGUAGUAGUAGUAGUAGUAGUAGUAGUAGUAGUAUUACUGUGCCAAAGGUGUUCGGUAUAUAUCAGCUGCUGUCACUACUAAGGAAAACUAGUAUACUAAAUACACUAUUUUAUGUUCAUCAUUAACUGAUUUUUUUAAAAUCAGAAUUCAAAGAUGAACAUAUCUGUCCUUUCUGCCUUAUACAUAUCUUUUAUUUGACAUAUUUGUAUUUCUUGCGAUUUCUUUGAUACUUAACAUCUAUGGCUAUAACUGACAGUUAUUUUGAAGGCAAUGCAUGUGCUGGAGAUGGCUGCCAUAUCCGCCUGGUCUAAUAUAGGCGUUUGUGCCUGGUAUGGGUGUCUGUGUAAAUAUAUGCAUACACUAAACGUAGUGUUAUAACACAACUAACGAACACCUUCUGCGGAAGCUCCAGUAAUUUAACAGUUGUGAGGAAAUUGCUUUUGACAUGAUUUGGUUAAAAUAUACUUAUGUAUGGGCACAAUUACAAACAUGCGCCCACAAACCUUUUGAUGAUAUGAAUUACUUAAUAAAUAUCUUAUGAAUCAACAGGUUAUCAAGUAUGUCCCAAGUAUAAAAUAAAACAAGCCUCUUCAUCGCCAAUAGAUUUUAGGUUCAAAACGGGGGCGUUCUGGAGAAACAGGCGGAAUUACUGACAAGAGUUGCGUCCCAUACCUGCCAGUUUUCACAGGAAACAAACACCUAUUGAUAUGACAACGAUGCUGCACUUGUUUACUUCCCCGAUUGUUGAAACAAACAAUUUAAAUGAUUGAGUAAGGACACGAAACCACUAUUGAUACUACAAAAAGCAAUAAUACAUAUGUAAUACUCAAGCGGUGAUUAUGACUUCAAUGUAAGCGGCUAUUGUGGCUUGUCCUGUGUAAUUAGCUUGUCUCAUGUAUAUGUUAGAUUUAAUACUUACAAAUUACACCAGAGCCCUCUCCGACGCAGAAAUAUUGUUUCGGUAAAAUUUAGUUUUUAUUAAUAUGUACCGUACAAAACAUCAAAAUUGGCUUGAAUCUCUUUGGUAAACAGUAAUAUAGAACCUCUCUAGUACACAGCAUUAUAGAAGCACCUUGACCGGGCUUGAUAGUGCGCUGUGACUGACCCUUUUCGUGAAGGUUUCAGUGUUUUUGGCCAUUUUCUUAUCUUAGGAACGUUUCCACAAUUGGAAAUUGGUUCCCGUUUUGAGGAACUUUUGAGAUUAAAUAAUACAAAAUAAAAUAUUUCUGAAAUGUCCGUAUUAUGAAAUCGUUAAGUUCUGCAACUGGCGAGCUUUUCAAUAUUUUUAUUUCUUGUUGUUGCUGGAGACUGCUGAUAUUAGCUUGUUAAUUAUGUGUGUUUAUUUUUGAAUAAAAAAGAGAUAUUUUCCUGUC
Molecule: messenger RNA, 4588 nt
Organism: Haliotis rufescens (red abalone)
Lineage: Eukaryota; Metazoa; Mollusca; Gastropoda; Lepetellida; Haliotidae
Product: 14 kDa phosphohistidine phosphatase-like
Exons: 3
Coding region: 491-871 (126 amino acids)
Biological process (GO): peptidyl-histidine dephosphorylation
Cellular component (GO): cytosol
Molecular function (GO): protein histidine phosphatase activity
Source: RefSeq, a predicted model, not a curated record